AUGCAUAGAUGGAAGACACAAAGAGAGAGAGAGAGAGAGAGAAAUAUAGAUAUAUAUAGUAUCUUGGCUUGUUGGUUUCUUGAUACGCGGACAUGGAAACUGCUAAGGUACUUGAACUACAGCCGCAAUCAUGCUGUGCUGGUGCGGCCCACAUCGCCUCAGGACGGGCAAUUGCUGUUCAAAUUUGAGUGGGACAAGGUCAAGCUGAGCUUGCGAGUCACUUCUGCAAUGUCGGGCGAGUUCGUGUGCACCGUCCCUGGCCGAUGGGGGCCCCGCGCCACUUUCUGGAAGGCAUUGGACGCUUUCGUUGGGCUAUGUGAUAGGAUGCAAGAGGAGGCUGACCGCAUGCGCUUGGGAUGUUGCCAAGUCCUAUGCAUUGUGAACAAGAAGCACUUGGACCCAGAGCUACGCAAACAGACCUUGGAACACAUCUUUGGACAUGCGGCUUUGGAGCUCGAGCAGAUUGCGGAGGGUGCGAUCGGAACCACAUACAUUACCGAUGAAGACAUUACCGAUGAAGCGGAAGAGCCAAGUUCUGAAGAAGCCUGCCAGCGGACUGAAGCGCCCUGCGGGUCGCACCUGAGUCGCAUGACACGGGAGA
Messenger RNA from Durusdinium trenchii, 601 nucleotides. The record is from the annotation of a GenBank genome assembly. NCBI's taxonomy places the organism in Eukaryota, Dinophyceae, Suessiales, Symbiodiniaceae.